Charadrius vociferus (killdeer) is the source of this 1836-nucleotide messenger RNA. It is a transcript of the gene ZNF408, whose product is annotated as zinc finger protein 408. NCBI's taxonomy places the organism in Eukaryota, Metazoa, Chordata, Aves, Charadriiformes, Charadriidae. Gene Ontology annotation, biological process: negative regulation of transcription by RNA polymerase II. The coding region runs from base 1 to 1836 and encodes 611 amino acids. The record is from RefSeq and is a predicted model, not a curated record. Gene Ontology annotation, molecular function: DNA-binding transcription repressor activity, RNA polymerase II-specific. The transcript is spliced from 3 exons.
AUGGCAAACACACAGGGUCUGACCACUGCAGCCAAGCAGAGACCCAAGCAAAAUUAUUCCCUGCCCUUAGGGGAUUCCAAUGUCUCCAAGGUGGUAGCUGAUGAAACCACAGUCCUUGAUGUCCCUGCUGAGGUGAGGAGGCUGGUCACCAAGCGUUUCCACAGGCUGCAAGAAGAGGAAAGCACAACUUCCGAACAUGACUCACAGCAAGCCAAGGUGCUGAGGACUGAGAAUCAGCACCCUGAGGCCAUCUCAACCAUUAAGGCCAAUGGCAGGUGCAAGGAAGAAUUGGAUGAGGGUGCGAAUCCCGAAUCUGCAGCAGAAAAAGUCAAGAUGGGGCAUAAAGAGGCAUGUCCAAAAGACCUGGAUCUGUCAUCACCCUCAAACGGGGUUCAACUCAGUGCUCGCUUGGAUGGCAACCCAUGCAAGGUGCAUGCUCUGGCCAGCCAGCUCCACAAGUGCCUGCAGGACUGUGGAGGCCGGACAGUUGGGCAGGAAUCCCAGCAUCCCAGUCCUUCUGAAGGAGGGAGUGUAGAGACUUGUGAGAAAGAGAGCAAAGCUUCCAAAGAUUGCAAACCAGCAUCCCCAGGGCAUGGGGAAAAAGGCACGCUGGAGGGGCCUGAGGAGCAGGAGGAGUAUACGGAGCUGGUGGAGGGUCAUUCUGGCAGCCCAGGCCCCCCACCAAAAGCUCUGUCGCAGAAGGAGAUGAUCAAGCGCAGGUACCGCUGCGGGGAGUGUGGCAAAGCCUUCCUGCAGCUCUGCCACCUCAAGAAGCACCGCUUUGUCCAUGCUGGCCACAAGCCCUUCCUGUGCACAGAGUGUGGCAAGAGCUAUAGUUCAGAGGAGAGCUUCAAGGCCCACGUGUUGGCCCACCGGGGUAUGCGGCCUUUCCAGUGCACCCAGUGUGACAAGGCUUACCGCACCAAGCGAGACUUGCAGGAGCACCAGGUCCUGCACACUGGCCAGCGCCCCUUCUCCUGCGAGCAGUGUGGCAAGGCCUUUGCACGCCGGCCCUCUCUGCGCAUUCACAGGAAGAUCCACCUGGCCACUGGGACUGGCCCAGCUGGUCCCAAGGGAUGCCAGUGUGCCGUAUGUGGACGCCGCCUGGCCAACCCUGGCUCCUUGCGCAACCACAUGCGCCUGCACACGGGGGAGCGCCCUUACGCCUGUCCUUACUGCGGCAAGGACUUCCGACAGCAGAGCAACCUGCGCGAGCACCUCCGGCUGCACACGGGCGAGAAGCCCUACAAGUGCCGCUUCUGCGGCGAUGCCUUCCCCAAGCUGCCGGAGCUGCGGCGACAUCUCAUCUCCCACACGGGUGAGGCCCACCUGUGCACCGUGUGUGGCAAGGCGCUGCGGGACCCCCACACGCUGCGUGCCCACGAGCGCUUGCACACAGGCGAGCGCCCUUUCCGCUGCGAGCAGUGCGGCAGGUCCUACACCCUGGCCACGAAGCUGCGGCGCCACCAGAAAUCCCACCUGGCUGACAAGCCCUACAAAUGCGAGCUCUGUGGCAUGGGCUACACCCUCCCCCAGAGCCUUGCGCGCCAUGUGCUUACCCACAAGGAGGAAAAGGACCCUGAGGAACUCACCAGUGCAGUGGCCUCGUUUGCUGUGGACCUACCCCAGGCAGCAAGGAAAAGGCCUCAGAGGAAGAGCCACCAGGAGGAGCAUUUGCCAUCAGCAAAGGACAUCAUUGAAAUCACCAUCUCCGAGCAUGAGGACAAGUGCAUUAUAAUGCAGGACGAGGGCUCACCAAGUGACGUGGUCAUCAUCCAGGAGGGGGUGGGCCUCGGAGCAGUGGCAGAAGUGGUGGAGGUUGAGACUGGGACGUGA